Molecule: messenger RNA, 945 nt
Organism: Schistosoma spindalis
Lineage: Eukaryota; Metazoa; Platyhelminthes; Trematoda; Strigeidida; Schistosomatidae
Source: the annotation of a GenBank genome assembly
AUGAAUAAUGUAGACCUGACAUUUUGGAGCAUUGGUUGGAAAUUCAUACCAUAUGGUCAAUCUGAUGAUACAAAGGUUGUUGAAAUGAAUGAAAACUCUAAUAUUCAACUGUUAAAACCAUCUUAUAGAAGUCUUGAAAAUGAUCCCAUUAUUAAUCCAUCUUUGUUUAAAUUGAAUGAAAAUGUAACUAAUCUAGAUAGGCAUAAUUUAUUAACAGGACAGAUUCAUGCAUCAAUCUACUGGAAGGCUCAUUGGCUUGUUUUAAAUAGUUCUAUGAAACAGGAAUCAGGAGCAUGGCAGUGUUGGAUUCAAAGAUCAAUUCAUAAAAAUCACUCAUUCACAACUGAUAUUCCCCAUAUUCGUUGGUUAACAAAUGAAGUACACGUGAAAAUUAUACCUAGAAAAUAUACUUAUCAAUUAGAGCUAAUAAUCGAAUUAUGGCGUAUUAUUGCUUUAAUCAUGGCUCCACUAGAUAUUUUUCUGUUAUUCAUACUAUUCACUGUCGGGUGGUAUUUAGCCUAUUAUCAUGAAAGCAAGUCUAAGUUGAGGAAGAAAUCAAAUAACCCACGCAAUAUAAAAGAAAGUUCAACACAAUUCAUUCAAGAGCAUCAAAAUUCUGAUGAAUCUGAACAAAUAUUUAUACCAACUCAGUAUGUAGAUGAAUUUCUUCAAAACUCUGGUAUUGAAUCAUAUAAAGAAUAUGUUAUUCGUAGAAAUAAGAAAAGGACCGUUAAAUAAUUGUAUGGGUUUUAAUUGAGAAUACUUUGAGUAGAGUUAAUAUAUGAAAAGAAGCAUCUAUAUUACAUAGAACACUGGUAAAUUAUUAGAAAGUUGGUAAACCGAACAAGACAUUAUAUUUAGUAUUAAGCGUUUACUUUUAUCAUAAUCAGCUGCACUUUCUAUGGUUAAUUUUUUUAUUUUUAUUGAUAUUAUCUUGUAAAUACC